CCGUUACGUAGCUCCAACACUCAAACUCUGACUUGUCCUCGUUGCCCGAACAAACAGUAUACCGGCAACUGGGCCCAUCGUAACCUGCUUCGACACUUGGAGAAUAAACAUAGUGAUCUUGAAUUCCCAAAUGGCGUAAAACAUAUCCGCUGCAACCAGGAGGGAUGCGACUCCGUUUUCGGACGUAAUGAUGCCCGCCUCGUUCAUGAGAGGAGAAGCCAUCCAGAACUGGAUACGCCGCCGCCCAAAAAGCGGAAGAGGACCGAUGAGGACUGA
This is a messenger RNA of Cucurbitaria berberidis CBS 394.84, 276 nucleotides long. RefSeq lists its product as uncharacterized. The record is from RefSeq and is a predicted model, not a curated record. The annotation marks the transcript as partial. The transcript has a single exon. Lineage: Eukaryota; Fungi; Ascomycota; Dothideomycetes; Pleosporales; Cucurbitariaceae.